Diabrotica balteata is the source of this 1383-nucleotide messenger RNA. The record is from the annotation of a GenBank genome assembly. NCBI's taxonomy places the organism in Eukaryota, Metazoa, Arthropoda, Insecta, Coleoptera, Chrysomelidae.
AACGAAAGUAAAAUUUGGAAAGUUUUUUAGCUUUAAACCAUUUUAAAAUUAAUUUAUUAUCUUAUUCACUUUCAAAUAUACGAUUUUGAUGUGUUGAGCAAUGAUGAUUAACCUGCAUAAAUGUUGUUUCAAUUCUACUUAACAACGUUAUUCCCCGUUUUACAAAUGUGAGGUUAUUUUACAAUAAACAGUAGCGGCUUAGUAUUUUUGGUAAUAGUAAUGUCCAUAAAAAUUCACCUAGAUAAUCCAGGUAUUCUUACUCCGGGAGCUACAAUAUCAGGAACUGCAAUAUGCCAUUUUGAACAUCCGGAGGUUAUAAGAGGGAUUACGUGUGUGUUUAAAGGUAGAGAAUAUACACACUGGGAUGUACAACGGUCAAGAAAUAGUGUUAAGUUCGUCGGAAAAAAUGACUUUGUGUCUCAAGAACGACGGUUUGCCCAUGCUGGGACACUACCAGCAAGAACCUACAAAUACCAAUUUGUGUUUAAUUUACCAGAUCGUCAGCUUCCUUCAUCAUUUGAUCACGAUUGUGCGGCAAUACAAUAUUUUAUCAAAGCCAAAGUCGAUAGACCAAUAGGAUUUGAUUACAAAGAUUCUGUCAGUUUGCACGUGGCCUCGCCCGUUGACUUGAAUGACUUUGUCGACCAAAUAUCUAUGAGGCCCCUUAGAAAUCAGCUAGAAGAAUUCCCAUCGUGUUGUUUCUUCACCAGUGAGCCUCUUCUUUUAGAUUUUACUAUUAAUAAGGAUGCCUUUGUUGUAGGAGAAACUAUUUUCGUAAAAAUAAAUGUAAAUAAUACAUCUAGUUUGCAUGUUUCAGAAGUCAAAUUGUCACUUAUACAGCGUUUAAAUCUUAAGGUGGAGAAUCCCGACAUACGAGAACGAGAAGAAAAUGAGGUAAUAAAUCAGGUGCGCGCAUUGGGAGUCGAAGCGCAUAGUGAAAAGGAGUAUUUUCUUCAACUAAAAAUACCACAGGACUUACUGGUUCCUUUAUUUCUAAAUUGUCGUUUAAUAAAGCAGUCUUGGGUUGUAAGGGCCAAAUUUACGUUUCAAUCCUGUCAGAGUGAUAUAAUCUGCGAAUCCAUUGUAAAAUUGGGACAUAUUGCUAUUGGUACAAGAGAUAUUGUCGCUGAUUUACCAUUAUCCGGAGCAAAUAUUUCUUCCUCUUCUAUCGAUUGGAUUCCUUCGGAUGUUUUCGUAGAACAAGAGGGAACAACUGAGCUACUAGGAGAAGUAUCAUCUGCACCUCCAUCAUAUAACGAAGUUAAUGGAUAUCUACCAAAAUACGAAACGAAAUAAAUAAGACCUGUUAAACAUUUGGUUAUUGGCACAAAAGGAUUAUAACUUAUUUUAUAAAUAUGUAAUUGUGCAAUUUGAAUAUGAAAC